Messenger RNA from Ailuropoda melanoleuca (giant panda), 7542 nucleotides. It is a transcript of the gene NSD2, whose product is annotated as nuclear receptor binding SET domain protein 2. Gene Ontology annotation, molecular function: histone methyltransferase activity; protein binding. The record is from RefSeq and is a predicted model, not a curated record. NCBI's taxonomy places the organism in Eukaryota, Metazoa, Chordata, Mammalia, Carnivora, Ursidae. Gene Ontology annotation, cellular component: nucleus.
AAGCAUCUGGGCUGAAUGGAAUUUAGCAUCAAAAGUCCUCUUUCUGUUCAGAAAGUUGUAAAGUGCGUAAAGAUGAAGCAGGCACCAGAAAUCCUUGGCAAUACAAAUGGAAAGACUCAGAACUGUGAAGUGAAUCGUGAAUGUUCUGUAUUCCUCAGCAAAGCCCACCUCUCUACCAGUCUGCAGGAGGGGGUCAUGCAAAAAUUUAAUGGCCAUGAUGCACUUCCAUUUAUUCCAUCUGAGAAGCUGAAAGACCUAACUUCCCGUGUAUUUAAUGGAGAACCUGGUGCUCAUGAUGCCAAAUUACGUUUUGAGUCCCAAGAAGGGAAAGGACUCGGGACACCACCUAACACCACCCCUAUCAAAAAUGGCUCUCCGGAAAUUAAGCUGAAGAUCACCAAAACAUACAUGAAUGGGAAGCCUCUCUUUGAAUCUUCAAUUUGUGGUGACGGUGCUGCUGCUGUGUCCCAGUCAGAAGAAAAUGGACAAAAACCAGAAAAUAAGGCAAGAAGGAGCAGGAAGAGAAGCAUAAAAUAUGACUCCUUACUGGAGCAGGGUCUUGUUGAAGCAGCACUGGUGUCCAAGAUCUCAAGUCCCUCAGAUAAAAAGAUUGCAGCUAAGAAAGAGUCCUGUCCAAAUACUGGCAGAGACAAAGACCACCUGUUGAAAUAUAAUGUCGGUGAUUUGGUGUGGUCCAAAGUGUCCGGUUACCCUUGGUGGCCAUGCAUGGUUUCUGCUGAUCCACUUCUUCACAACUAUACCAAACUUAAAGGUCAGAAAAAGAGUGCACGCCAGUAUCACGUACAGUUCUUUGGUGAUGCCCCAGAAAGAGCUUGGAUAUUUGAGAAGAGCCUUGUAGCUUUUGAAGGAGAAGGACAGUUUGAAAAAUUAUGCCAGGAAAGUGCCAAGCAGGCACCCACGAAAGCUGAGAAAAUUAAGCUGUUGAAACCUAUUUCAGGGAAAUUGAGGGCCCAGUGGGAAAUGGGCAUCGUUCAAGCAGAGGAAGCUGCAAGCAUGUCAGUAGAGGAGCGGAAAGCUAAGUUCACUUUCCUCUACGUGGGGGACCAGCUUCAUCUCAACCCUCACGUAGCUAAGGAGGCAAGCAUUGCUAUGGAGUCUCCGGGACAAAUGGUAGAAUCCUCAGGAGUCAUUGAAGAAGCUGCUGAUAACCCCAAGUCCAUGAGAGAAGAGGGCAUUCCCCUUAAGAGAAGGCGGAGAGCCAAGCUGUCGAGUUCUGCCGAAAACCAAGAAAGUGACCCUGGGACAGUAAAGAGUACUCCUCAGAAGAUGGCAGAGGCCGACCCCAAGAGAGGAGUAGGGUCUCCUCCUGGAAGGAAGAAGACCACGGCCUCCGCUCCUCGAAGCAGGAAGGGAGAUGCGGCAUCCCAGUUUUUGGUUUUCUGUCAGAAGCACAGGGACGAGGUUGUUGCUGAGCACCCAGACGCCUCGGGUGAGGAGAUUGAAGAGCUCCUUGGAUCCCAGUGGGACAUGCUCAACGAGAAACAGAAAGCACGCUAUAACACAAAGUUUGCCCUAGUGGCCUCUUCCCAGUCUGAAGAAGACUCUGGUAACAUAAAUGGGAAAAAAAGAAACCACCCAAAGAGGACACAGGACCCUACUGAAGACGCCGAGGUUGAAGACGCACCCAGGAAAAGACUCAGGACCGACAAGCAUGGUCUUCGGAAGAGAGAGACGAUCAAUGACAAGACAGCCCGAACAAGCUCUUGCAAGGCAAUCGAGGCAGCCGCCUCGCUGAAGAGCCAGGCAGCAACGAAACAUCUGUCAGAUGCAUGCAAACCGCUGAAGAAGAGAAAUCGGGCGUCCGCAGCAGCGCCUUCCACUCCUUUUAGCAAAAGUUCGUCUCCUUCUGCAUCCUUAACUGAGAAUGAGGUCUCAGACGGCCCAGGAGACGAGCCCUUGGAAUCCCCCUAUGAGAGCGCAGAUGAAACUCAGACCGAAGUGUCCGUCUCAUCGAAGAAGUCUGAGCGAGGAGUAACCGCCAAAAAGGAGUACGUGUGUCAGCUGUGUGAGAAGACCGGCAGCCUCGUGCUCUGUGAAGGCCCCUGCUGCGGAGCCUUCCACCUCGCCUGCCUUGGGCUCUCCCGGAGGCCGGAAGGGAGGUUCACCUGCAGCGAAUGUGCUUCAGGGAUUCACUCAUGUUUUGUGUGUAAGGAGAGCAAGACAGACGUGAAGCGCUGUGUCGUAUCACAGUGUGGGAAGUUUUACCACGAAGCUUGCGUGAGGAAGUACCCUCUGACUGUGUUUGAGAGCCGAGGCUUCCGCUGCCCGCUCCACAGCUGCGUGAGCUGCCAUGCUUCCAACCCUUCCAACCCAAGACCAUCGAAAGGUAAAAUGAUGCGGUGUGUCCGCUGCCCUGUCGCCUAUCACGGAGGGGAUGCUUGUCUGGCAGCCGGCUGCUCAGUGAUAGCUUCCAACAGCAUCAUCUGCACGGGCCAUUUCACUGCUCGCAAGGGGAAGAGGCAUCAUGCUCAUGUCAAUGUGAGCUGGUGUUUUGUGUGCUCCAAAGGGGGAAGCCUCCUGUGCUGCGAGUCCUGCCCGGCCGCCUUCCACCCCGACUGCCUGAACAUCGACAUGCCCGACGGCAGCUGGUUCUGCAAUGACUGCCGGGCCGGGAAGAAGCUGCAUUUCCAGGACAUCAUCUGGGUGAAGCUCGGGAACUACAGAUGGUGGCCGGCAGAAGUUUGCCAUCCCAAAAAUGUCCCCCCAAAUAUUCAGAAACUGAAGCACGAGAUUGGAGAAUUCCCUGUGUUUUUCUUUGGGUCUAAAGAUUAUUACUGGACGCAUCAGGCGCGAGUGUUCCCGUACAUGGAGGGGGACCGGGGCAGCCGUUACCAGGGGGUCAGAGGGAUCGGAAGAGUCUUCAAAAACGCACUGCAGGAAGCUGAAGCUCGUUUUCGUGAAAUCAAACUUCAGAGGGAAGCCAGAGAAACGCAGGAGAAUGAGCGCAAGCCCCCGCCAUACAAGCACAUCAAGGUGAAUAAGCCUUAUGGGAAAGUCCAGAUCUAUACAGCUGAUAUUUCUGAAAUCCCGAAGUGCAACUGUAAGCCCACAGAUGAGAAUCCCUGUGGCUUUGACUCGGAGUGCUUGAACAGGAUGCUGAUGUUUGAGUGCCACCCGCAGGUGUGUCCUGCAGGCGAGUACUGCCAGAACCAGUGUUUCACCAAGCGCCAGUACCCCGAGACCAAGAUCAUCAAGACAGAUGGCAAAGGAUGGGGCCUGGUUGCCAAGCGGGACAUUAGAAAGGGAGAAUUUGUGAACGAGUACGUUGGCGAGCUGAUUGACGAGGAGGAGUGCAUGGCAAGAAUCAAAUACGCGCACGAGAACGACAUCACCCACUUCUACAUGCUCACCAUAGACAAGGACCGUAUAAUAGAUGCUGGCCCCAAAGGAAACUAUUCCCGAUUUAUGAACCACAGCUGCCAGCCCAACUGUGAGACCCUCAAGUGGACAGUGAAUGGUGACACUCGCGUGGGCCUGUUUGCAGUGUGUGACAUUCCUGCAGGGACAGAGCUGACCUUCAACUACAACCUCGAUUGUUUGGGUAACGAGAAAACAGUCUGUCGGUGUGGGGCCUCCAACUGCAGCGGGUUCCUCGGGGACAGACCGAAGACCUCAACAUCCCUUUCUUCAGAGGAAAAGGGCAAAAAGACGAAGAAAAGAACCAGGAGGCGGAGAACCAGAGGUGAAGGGAAGAAGGAGUCCGAGGACGAGUGUUUCCGCUGUGGAGACGGCGGCCAGCUGGUGCUCUGUGACCGCAAGUCCUGCACCAAGGCCUACCACCUGUCGUGCCUAGGCCUGGGCAAGCGGCCCUUCGGAAAGUGGGAAUGUCCUUGGCAUCAUUGUGACGUGUGCGGCAAACCUUCCACUGUGUUUUGCCACUUUUGCCCCAAUUCGUUUUGCAAGGAACACCAAGACGGGACAGCCUUCAGCUCCACCCAGGACGGGCGGUCAUACUGCUAUGAGCACGACUUGGGGGCAGAGUCAGCUCGAAGCGCCAAGACUGAGAAACCCUUCCCGGAACCCACCAAGUCCAAGGGGAAAAGGAAGAAAAGGAGGUGCUGGCGGAGGGUCAUGGAAGGAAAAUAGCGCCAGGCAGCGGCUUGGCCAGAUCCAGGGGUAGAGGGCCACGGGGGACUGGCCCGGAGGACCCAGCUCGAAGCCGCUACAGCAGCCGUGUAGGCCUCCUGGGGGGGGAGCGCCUGCCCACCACUGAGCCGUCCUCAGCAGCGCCCGCUGCGUCUGCACUGAUGACCGUCUGAGCCACGAGGUUCAGAAGGUUCCCGGACAAACAAGUCUUACUACACAGCAUUACAGCUACACUUGAAUUUCUGAGAAUGCCAAGGUCCCCUCCCACUCUAUUUUUGUAGGUUAAAGUUAUAAUUGAAAAUUAAUUGGCAUAUGAAAUGUUUUUAUCUCACCCGAAAUGUAGAGAGUAGUAUUUUUCUAAAGGAUCGCUAUUAUCUCUUUAAUCUUAACAAUGUUACUCGGCCUGCUUACCUGUCUUCACCACUCAGGAGAGACCAGGGUGGGGCCUGGGCAAGGACUCAGACCCUGGAUUCCCUGGAAACCGUGAUUUCGAUCAUUAUUUUGCUCUUAUGAAACAGCUGUAUGAUUUUUUUUUUUUUUUUUUUGUACUAAUGUGAAAUUUUCCCUCAGAAUGCUUCUUUUCCAUCCUAGCGAGAAGCCGCCCCCGGAGCGGGCAGUAGUGAUAGCGUUGUUGUCAGAUGCCCCCGUAGUUAGUGUUGUCCCGGAUCUGGACUGAGUGGCGCCACGUCGGCCGCCCACGUGCGGGGUCCGCGCAGCCCGGCCUCUCCCGACAGGCGGGUCUGGCGCGUCUCACCUGGGCCUGGCUCCUGAACACCCUAGGUUCUUACCAACGUUUGGGGGAAGACUUUGUAUAUUUUUUUUGUUUGGCUUUUCUUUACCAGUUUCUGGCUUUUAUUCUCAAUAUAUUUUUGCUAAACUUGUUUCACAAAUUACCACCGACUGAAAUGUGUAUUUACUGAUGCGGCCCCGAGCUGUCCCAGCGAAAGGAGCAGAACUCGGUAGGGGUGUGGCCCCGUGGCGAGUUUGUGUAAAGUGAUGAGUUCAUGAAAAUGGCUUUGUAGGAGCUGUGCUCUGCCCUGUGGUGACAGUCCGGGAGCAGGGCAAGUGCUCCCCACCCUGGGGACCCAGAGCACGUGGGAGACGUACAUUUCCGAAAAAAUGUUCUUUCGGGGUCUGAGGAGAGACGCACAGUUUAGAACUCUUCCACCUAGUCACUGCCGUUGAGUCACACUUGUGGGUCUGUUUGUGGAAAACGUGCUCAGCCGGGACACCGCGGAGAAGCAGGAGCAGGGGCUCCGGGCCUGCACCGCCUGCGCACCAGGGGGCGGGCGUCUGCCGAGCUUCCCCGGGAGACGGCCACUUUCACUUAUUAGAAGGCCCAGCCCCACAAAGUGAGAAGCUGCUGGGAAUCCGAAGUUGUCUUCUCUUCCGAAGUUCCUCUUGACCGUGGGGAGUCUGGAGCGCCCCAAGGGCGGGGGUCCUGCCAGGCACCCGCGUGCCCUCCGUGGGGCCUGCGGUCUCCGUGUUUGCGAUGGGAGGGAAGGGAAUACUCAGCAGCAGAUGCUUUUUUUCUGGCUUUCUUCUUAAGAUAACCUAAGGAGGACAUGUAUCCUGCAGAGACGCAUACACAGCCCUUCUUGAAAACUGCUCCUGAGGUCUCCUGCUCCUUCCUUUCAUCGUUUCUGCCUCACACAGCUGCAGGAUGUCCUUGGACCCAGACCCGUGUUCACUGCUUCUCCGUGGGUCUGUGACACGAGCUCUUGGGGGCGGUGGUCUCUGCCGGGCUCUGCCCACGGGGAAGAGUCUGCUCCCAGUGUGAAGUUCCCUGGCGUCUGCAGGUCCGCACACUCAGCACUGAGACCAGAGUUUACCGACUGUGGCCGUCCCUUUGGCGCCUCUCCUACCGCCGUCCUGGAGAAAGGAGCCAUACACGGCGACCCAGGAGACUCGGGAGCUUGGUGAUCAUUUGACUCCUGCAUGGGGCUCAGGUGACUUCUGGAAAUGCACUUGCUUUGGUAAGACAUGGGGACUGAGGGGGUUUUCAGUUUAGAACUCUAAUUUCUCUCAAAUCGUCCUAAGAAAAUACUGGAUUGAUUUCUAGAUUCGUGCUCCUUAUUCCCAGAACAACUUCGAAGGUUGUUCCGGCGACGGGCCCGGCAGCGCUCGUACGCCUGUGUGCCCUGGGCCAGGGCCCGACGCCGUGGGGGGGCCCUGCAGUUGCGCGGGGCUCCGCUCUUCAGAGCCCGGGGCUUGGGGCGCGGGCCCCGUGCCUUGCUUGUCCUUUUCCGCCAGCAAAGGGACUUCUGCAGAAGUCAGACCAUCAGACUGGGCUUGCAGUGCACUUUGGGGAGCAGAUUAACUUAUUUUUGUAUUUGACGUGGUAAAAUCUUGUGAUUUUUGAGUCACGUUGAUAUUUUCAAAUUCUUCUACGAUCUUUCUGAAGGAAAUACUGGAAAACUUAUUUCAGAUAUGGUUAUCCUCUUUCCAAAAACUGUUGAACUAAUGAGCAAAUAACACUAACUUUGAAAGUCUCUAGAAAACUGGUUUAUGACUCUGAGUAUAACAAGGCUGCGGCACGGCAGCUGAGCGCCGAGGGCUUUCCUGCGGGGGCCGACGCGCUUUGCUUAGUCUGAGGGAGAGCUCGUUUGGGGGAUUCGGUCUUUCUGAACGUCAGCUUUAGUCCUUUGUCAUGAACACGAAGCAGAAACAAAACGAAAAUUGCCCCACUGUCUCUGGAUUCCUCAGCAUCAGGAAUGGCCGGCACCCCAGCAGCGGCGGGUGAGGUCGCACCUGCCAGCACCGGUCUCCAGGUGUGGGGCCCGGGGACGUGUCCACCCUGUCACUCAUGACAUGCGACCACUAUGGGGAAUCGAGUGUGGCGCCCACGGCAUGCGGGGAGACUCCGUUUGCCCCGUCCCGCAAGGAACCGUGUGCGACACCCCACCUCCCGGGCCUCCCACACGCUCAGGUCCGCACUUCUGACGCCUUUCAAGUUCUGAUCCCGACAUACAAACCACAGGGUGUGUAGUGCCCACCUUCCAGAACUACCGUAUUUCCAGGAAUUAAAGAUAAGCCUGUUUUGAUGAAAAUUAACACAAACGACUGUUGCCAAAUUCUCGAUCCUCCGAGCAGCAUAGUGUUGGGUGUUAGUCACUAGAGUGAAUUGCUGUCACCGGUGUCAUGGUGUCCGCCGUACCCUGUUGAGAUGUGAAAUGCCCUGUCAGAAAUUAAAUAUGAACUGAAAUGUGCCUCUCGGUGUCGGAGCCUCAUACAGGAUGAGGUCAGGCUCCUUUUAGGAACACUCGGUGCUCUCACCGGUCUGGACAGACUUAAAAACUUGAAAUUCCUUCUGGGGGGUAACAGACUGAACUGUAGAGUGAGAACUGCCAGUCAGGGGAAAAUAGCAUUUAAAGUGGGACGUUGUGUUUGGAAAACUGUAUAUGAGUAUUUUUGUAUUAAAAUUUUUUUAAAGGC